Phytophthora infestans T30-4 is the source of this 623-nucleotide messenger RNA. RefSeq lists its product as uncharacterized. Gene Ontology annotation, biological process: positive regulation of DNA damage response, signal transduction by p53 class mediator. NCBI's taxonomy places the organism in Eukaryota, Oomycota, Peronosporomycetes, Peronosporales, Peronosporaceae. The record is from RefSeq and is a predicted model, not a curated record. The transcript has a single exon. Gene Ontology annotation, cellular component: aminoacyl-tRNA synthetase multienzyme complex; nucleus; cytoplasm. The coding region runs from base 16 to 546 and encodes 176 amino acids.
CUUCCAGUUGAUAGAAUGUCGGUGUCGCUGGACCAGUCGGCGGAUGCCGAGUUCGUACGCUUCGUGGCGCGCUUCUGUGGUGUGAACUUGGGGUCAGCCGCCUCUGGACGUCUGCGUGUGCGUCUGGGCAAGAACACGGAGCUGUAUGAGCCCUCCACGAUCGCCAAGUACCUCGCGCGCUUGGCUGAUCGCGAGCACGAACUGGUGGGUCAGACGCCCUUGGAGCGUGCACAGGUUGCCAUGUGGCUCAAUUUCGCACGUGGCAUCCAGCGUUGUCCUCCCGCUGCUGCACCCACACACUGGCAAGUGCUGGAGUCUUCGCUGCAGCAGAAAACUUACCUUGCAGCCAGCCGGGUGACACUCGCGGACGCUGCGCUCUUCUACACGCUCCACGCCGCCUUGAAAACCCUCUCACCAGCUCAGCGUGACCAGUUUUCCAACCUCGUGCGCUGGUUCGACCAGGUACAACACACGGUGGGCGUCCGUGGCUUUCGCAACUUUGACGUCAUCGACCUCUCGGCCAAGCGCAUCGCCUUCACGGCCUAGGAAAAGACGACGACAAGAGGACCACGUAGAUGCAUAAUCUGCAGUAAUAGGAGGUGCGGGGCUUGCCCGUUGCUCUU